Messenger RNA from Mytilinidion resinicola, 201 nucleotides. RefSeq lists its product as uncharacterized. The record is from RefSeq and is a predicted model, not a curated record. NCBI's taxonomy places the organism in Eukaryota, Fungi, Ascomycota, Dothideomycetes, Mytilinidiales, Mytilinidiaceae. The transcript has a single exon. The annotation marks the transcript as partial.
CUACGCCACAUUGAUAGAGAGCGCCUCAUACGGGCUGAUGGAGCAUGUAUCAAUCAAAACGACUUGGACGAGAGGGCCGAGCAAGUACGUCUCAUGGGCGAUAUCUACCCCACCGCGCGCCAGACCAUUGUCUUUCUCGGCAACGAAAGCGACGAGAGUUCGGCUGGUUUCGAGAGGAUGAUGUCGUGGUGGGAGUAUUAC